Messenger RNA from Pocillopora verrucosa, 1430 nucleotides. Lineage: Eukaryota; Metazoa; Cnidaria; Anthozoa; Scleractinia; Pocilloporidae. The record is from RefSeq and is a predicted model, not a curated record.
ACAGUAACUCUCUAUUUGUUUGUACAUGACUUCAUGUCAAAAUUAGGGCAUUAUAUUUUUACAAUUUAGGAGCACAUAUUUGAAAUAAUACUUUCAGUUCCUACUAUUUAACUCUCCUUUUAAUAUGUAAAACUUCCUUUUAAUUUAUGUUUCUUUCCUGCUCGUACAGUGUACUACUUGGUUCAGUUUGUAGAUGACGGUAUUUUGGACAUCAAAACUGACGACGACUUUAGAACAAGGGAAGAUGGCCUUAAAGAGGCACAGUAUGGGGAUACCUUUUACUUGUGCACAAUAAUUUUUGAAAGUGAUGAUAAAGAGGAAGUGAUGAAAAGAAAAGUUGCCAUGCAGAAAUUGAAAAACCCCAAACAAACAGAACAAAAUAAAAUGAAAAAGAUAGGAAAGAAAACAAAGGAAAACAGAAAGAAUGUUGGUGAGGAGAAGGAGGGUGAAGAAUCCACACAAAAAGAAAUGGUGGAUAGGGAAGAAAUUGCAAGAAAGAAAGCAGAACGACAGAAGAAACGAGUAGAACAACAAAAGGCUAAGGAAAACAAGGAAAGGGAAAAGGCUGUAAAAGAAAAGGAAAGAGCUGCUUUGAUGGAAAGGGAUAACCGCAUACUUGCAGAGAUGAACUCUUUAGCAAGAAAUCUGGAUGUCGAAAGCAAGCAGCCAUUUACCAAUUUAUCUGAUGAAGAGGAGUAUGAUGUUGACAGGGCUGAACCCAUGGAUGAUGAUGAAUAUUUUGGUGGAAGAGAUAUUAUAUCCGAAUGUUCAUCUUACCUUCAUCCCCCCCUCUCUCUUCCUCCCCCUUCCAACUCUGCCAAACCAGCUUUACAAACCCCAAGAGCAACAGUUGGUGGAAAAAGACCCAGGGAUUUCUCCCAGAGUCAACCACAACUUCCUCCAAGACCAACUGUGGGUGGAAAAAAGCCAAGGUCCACAUUCCACCACAGCUGCCAAAAAUGUGAGGAGUACAAGGAAAUCAUAGCUGCACAAAAUCAAGAAAUUUCUCAACUCAAGGCUCAAGUGAAUGGUUGUUAUGAAGAGCUCCCCAGACCUGGGAAAGUCCCUGAGAUUGUGGCAGCACGCUUCAAGAUGGUUGAGUUGUCAAAAGGUAGAGGUGUCUACUUAUACGAGGAUCACAUAAACACAGCCAAGAGUAAAAACAGCCCAACUUCAGCAGCAUGUUUCCUGCUCAGCUGCUUUUAUAAAAAUUCUGAGCUAGUGGGAAAGAAUCUGACCGGAGCAAAUGCCAGAGAGGGCUUAAAUGCUGACAUUGUUUCCUCAAUUUUGGAUUUUGUGGUAAAGCAAGGGGGGAAGGCCUCUACAAUCAAGCAAGCCCUGAGAAAUAAAAUUAGUUCUCUAACCACAAGGGCAAGUGGUUGGCAACCUGCCAGGAAAGUAAACAAUUGAAUCGAUUGAAUUAAGAUUAA